AUGAUUACCUGGAACUCGUCCGAAGCCACGGAUUCAACGCAUCGAGAAUCCGGCUUGGGAAGUGCCAGUGGUAUCAGAGUCAAGGACAAGAUCUGGCCCGGUUCCAACACCGGAGCUAGAAGGCUGCAGGAACAGACUAUGACUGACAAAGGGAUCGCAAAACAAGCGAUCCUCAAGGGAGAUCUCCCUCCCUCUCCAUUCCCUCUGGGUGAACUGAGAGGAGAGAUCUGCAAACCAAACCUGGAUGAGCUAAAUGUUCUGUUCGAUUUCCGGCAUUUGGUCGAGUGCCUUGAACGGCUUGCCAGGAAGAACAGUGCUCCAUACUGGUAUGAUUGCAUUGAAAGUCUCGAACCAGAAGACAGGAUCAACGCGUGGAUAGUGUGGAAGGAGCGCUUGCACGUCGCGUUGUAUCGAAGCUUUCUUGCAGGUGCCGCGCAGUAUCGUGCGUACCAGGAGCCCUUAACUCUGGCGAGCACUUGCGGCCUUCCGGGUUUCCUGGAUAAAUUCCGGAAGAAUAUGGAGUGGUGGGAUGAAGAGGACGAUUUAUCACGAUGA
Molecule: messenger RNA, 555 nt
Organism: Aspergillus novofumigatus IBT 16806
Lineage: Eukaryota; Fungi; Ascomycota; Eurotiomycetes; Eurotiales; Aspergillaceae
Exons: 2
Coding region: 1-555 (184 amino acids)
Source: RefSeq, a predicted model, not a curated record